AUGACGGCUGUCGAUACCCCGCUAGCCGUUCUCUCCACAGACCAUUCGCACCCCUCAUCACUUCGCCACUCUGUCACGAACGGCGACAUGCCGACACCAGUGCGCGAGAACAGCGACACCCUGUCGACCAUGUCAUCAAUGGACAACCUCGAAGCGCGCUGUGGGGGCUGUCGCAAGGUCAUUGACCAGGACAAUGGCGGCAUCGUCGUCGCGUUUGGCACGUCGCUGUGGCACGUCGACUGCUUUCGCUGCGCAAAGUGCAAGGACAAGGUGUCAGCAGACACAAAUCUCCUCCUGUUAUCCGAUGGGAGCCCAGUAUGUGGGAACUGCUCCUACCAGUGCUUUGUCUGCAAGAAGGCCAUCACAGAAGAGGCCAUCAUGACCGGAGAUGAGUCAUAUCACGCUCACUGCUUCACCUGCCGGACGUGCAAGCGCCGCAUCGAAGAGCUCGUCUUUGCAAAGACAACACAAGGCAUCUACUGCAUGAAUUGUCACAACGAACGCGUAGCAAGAAGUCGCAGACAUGCCGAAGCAAAGCGACAGCGAGCAAAGGAAAAGGAGCGCGAGGAGGCCGCAAAGGGCCUGUCGGGCAGCUCUUCUCUUCCCUUGCUGUCCGCCGUUGCCGCAGCCAGUCCUGGUCCGGAUACACCUACAGCCGCCUCACCGACAGUGACGCCGGGCUCAUCCAUCAGAACCGAGCGCGACAAGGUGACGGCUGGGGCCUCGACGCCCAAUUCAAACGAGCGCACCCCCACCCAAGAACGCAUCCGCGAGGGCAGCGUGGAUCGCAGUCUGGGUGCCACCAGCCCCGUUCCUCGCGCCGUCUCACCAGGAAGCAGAAAGGGAAGCGCUCCUUCGUCCCCGUCAUUGGAUGCCCCUCCGAUGCUGCGCGGCCUGUCCGCCGACAAGGAGCACAUUCUGCGAUCGGCCACUAGCAGCCCCACGCCGCCCAGUCACGCCGCCCCAUUGAGCUCUCCCGGUGCCACCUCACCAUCCAGAACAACUGCCCCACUGCGUUCCCCGAGCACGGGCAUUGGCCUGGGACUGGGGCCCACUCCAGGCCUCAAUAUCCCUACCAGCAAGGCCGACAAGCGGAGGUCCAUUAACCCCGGCAUGAUGUUCAACAUGGAUUCGCAAAACGCCACGUUUGCUGCUGAGCCUCGAGCUCCAUCGCCACUGCGGUCGUCGUUCAGCGAACGCCAGCAUAGCAACGCCGCGUCUGCAGCCGCGUCUGCGGGCCCAUCCACGCCUGCAUUGGAACGAGGAGCAUCGCCAUCGUUACCCUCCCCCAAGGUCACAGUUGCCCCAGCCCUGCGCGCUGCAUCGCCUGCUAUCUCGCCGGACAAGGCGCUCCCCAGCCUUGCGGAUGCACGGGAGGAGACGCGAGGAGACCACAAGGCAACCGACAACAAGAAGGCAGACGCCACACAUCUCAAGGACUCUCGUGCCAAUAAUGAUCAGCACCAGCCCCGGAUCGACGCGCCCAGUCUGCCCACAAUGUCGUUCUCCCUGUCUGAUCCAGACUUUGCAGUUUUACUCAGCGAGACCGAGGCCAACGGCAAGACGCCCGAGAAAGCCUCGCCACCCAAGCACGCUUCAAAGAGUCAGGCAACCCCGCCUCGCGAGGACAGCUCGACUUCGUCUUCACCCAGUAUCCCUACCAUCUCGGAUCCAGAGGAGACACCAGUGGUUAUCAAGCGGCAGUCAAUGACUCGCAGCCCUCAGAUGAACCUGCUCUCCUCCGCCGCCAAUGGCGACGCCAGCACGUCGGCGCUCGGUGCCAGAGGAUUGCUCUCCCCUCACGACCAGCCCAUUGGAACGAGGAGGCGGCGCCUGUCAAUGGAGUCGACCAUGUCGUUCCGUAUGGAGCCGGACUCUGCGAUCUCGACCUUGAAGGAGUUGAUCGACAACGCCAAGCCAGGGGACGACAACCACAUCUCCGUCGACCUUUCCUUGUUAGCGGACGUUGUGCGCGAGCACGAGGCCAUGAGGGACGCAGCUGGCACUCUCAAGCAGAAGUAUACUGGAGCCAAGCGCUCAAGCCAGCAGUACAGCGAAGGUCUCACCAUCGCUGGCGAGGAAUACGACAAGGAAGCCGCGAUGCGCCGCGAUCUUGAGGCAGAAGUCACACGUCUCCGCGCUCAGGUCCACGGCCAAAGUGCCCGCUUGUCUCUCAUUUCGAGUGACGAACGGAGGCAAGAGGCCCUGCGGAGAAGGUCUCAGGAUCUUGCCAGCAGCCUCACUGGUCUGGAGAGAGAUAUUUCCAGACUCCGGGCGCAGCGCGAUAUCACACUGGCUGAAGUGGAAGAGCUCCAAGCCAAAUCGAAUGCUGGCGCCGACGGGACGGUCGAGGAGACGACGACCAAGCUCGGGCGCUCGCUCACCCGUCGCUUGGAUACGAUCAAGGAGCAGUACCGCGAGGAGCUCGGGCCUCUUUCUGCUCAACGAGAGGCUCUGCAGCGCGAGAUCAACGACCUGCGCGAAACCCGCGAGCAGUUCCUUGAGGAGUCGGCGUCGCUGGCGGCCGAGAACGAGGAACUGGCAGAGCUCAACGCCCAGUUGACUCGCCAGGGUGAUGACAGGCCUGACCCGGCCGUUCGUCAACGCACCCCAUCGAGCUUUGGUACGAUCAAGCCUCUUCGCACCCACCCAUCCGGAAGCCCGUCCCUUUCAUCACUGUCGACAUCCGUCACGUUGCAGGAUGUGCCAGAGGAGACUGCAAGGGUCAUCAAGGUUCCCAAACCUGAGCCCAUUGAAGCAGCGCCGGCUCGUCGCUUCAAGUGGUACAAGUCUUCAAAGGGACCCGAUGGCGCGACUGGCGCAACACCAAAGGGCGGUGACAAGGACAAGAAGUUCCGUCCAUCAACCGAGAUGGGUAUUCGCGACCACCAGUUCCAGCAGCACACUGCAAUGCGUCUUGGCCGGUGCGAGCUGUGCCAGGAAAAGAUGUGGGGUCUGCAAGAAGUCAAGUGCAUGGCGUGCGGCACCGUGUGUCACAGCAAGUGUGCCGAGAAGCUGCCACGAUCGUGCCCUGGACCACGAAACGGCAAGACGAUCGAAGACGAGGGGCCACCCCCUCCAUCCAUGUUUGGUCGCGACCUGUCGAUCCAGGCCGAGUCGGACAAGCACUCGAUCCCCGUCAUCGUUACCAAGUGUAUCGGGGCCGUCGAGGCCAACGGCAUGGAGUACGAGGGCAUCUACCGAAAGACGGGUGGCUCGUCGCAGUCCAAGCAGAUCACAAGCCUGUUCGAGCGCGGCAACUACGAGUCGUUUGACCUCACCAACGUAGACCACUUCAACGACAUUAGCUCGAUUACCUCUGUGCUCAAGACAUAUUUCCGCCAGCUGCCCGACCCGCUCUUAACCCACAGUCUCCACGAGAGCUUUGUUGCGGCCGCAAACAUUCGUGACCAGAACAACAAGUCGUCGGCCCUGCGCGCGCUUCUCAAGGAGUUGCCGCAGGCGCACUACGCCACGCUCAAGUUCCUGAUGCUCCACCUUCACCGUGUUGCAGCUCAGAGCCAGGUCAACCUCAUGACCAGCCAGAACCUGGGUGUCGUCUUUGGCCCGACGCUGCUGCGGUCCUCUGACCCCAACCGCGAGUUUGGCGACAUGGCCGGCAAGGCGCUCAGUGUGCAGUGGAUGGUGGACAAUGCCCCCACCGUCUUUGUCGACCGCGAAUAA
Vanrija pseudolonga is the source of this 3684-nucleotide messenger RNA. It is a transcript of the gene Chn1, whose product is annotated as N-chimaerin. The coding region runs from base 1 to 3684 and encodes 1227 amino acids. Gene Ontology annotation, cellular component: cytoplasm. The record is from RefSeq and is a predicted model, not a curated record. The transcript is spliced from 6 exons. Gene Ontology annotation, biological process: regulation of GTPase activity; signal transduction. Lineage: Eukaryota; Fungi; Basidiomycota; Tremellomycetes; Trichosporonales; Trichosporonaceae.